GCAGAUCCUUGUGAUGAUCGCAACUUGACACUAACCCGAAUUAGGGACGUUGCCGACACCCUACGGCGCUCUCAACCGGAUUGACAUCUACGAAACACCGGAGCUCUCAUUCUUUUGGAGAUGUGAGCCCGAGGCAUGUACGGCCUUGAUUCCUUUCGUAGCUAGAACUGCGAUCGGUCACUACCGAGUUUGAAGCCUCCUUGAUGGUAACCCCCGGCCUUUUAGAGGCGGUGCCAAAAUGGGGAAUGAGUAAUGGAAUAUCAAACCCGCCCGAUCCCCGUUGUGCAAAAUUGCAAAGGUCAUGGUCCUAUCUAUCUAUUUUCUCUACCUGUUUAUAGCCCUAAUAAUAAUAGGAAAAGGGAGUCGCCACGUAUUCUAUUUUUCAAUUUCGAUGUUUUUAUUUCCUUCUUUCCUCUUUUUUUUUUUAAGUUUCUCCCGUUCUUAGUUCAAACUAUAAUAGAGAGAUCCUUAUUCUAUUCAGUUCAGCCCUGCGUUGCAUCCCUUGCUUAUCUACACCGAGUCAAGACUAUCUAAUCGGGGUUGUUCUUCGAAGUCGAGUACUGUGAGGCUAUAACUAAUUAAUAGAUAAUGUCUUUCAAGAAACAUCCUCGCCAAUAUGAUUUGGUAUUAUUCGGCGCAACUGGCUAUACUGGGCUAUAUGUUGCGGAAUAUAUCACAACUCAUUUCCCAACAGACCUAAAAUGGGCCAUAGCUGGCCGCUCUGAAGCAAAGCUACAAAAUGUUAUCAAAGAGUGCAAUGCUCUAAAUCCUGAUCGUCAACCUCCCGAGAUUGAAAUAUGUAACCUGAACGAUGCGGACCUUGCUACUUUGGCCAAGAAGACCUUUGCGCUCAUCACCACUGUCGGACCUUACUCGAGGUACGGAGAACACGCCUUUAAAGCGUGCGCGGAAUCUGGUACUCACUAUUUUGACUGUACUGGUGAGGCUGUUUGGCACAUGACCAUGAUCAAGAAAUAUGAAGCGACUGCCAAGGCCUCGGGGGCUUGUAUGUUCCCUCAAUCCGCCCUCGAAUCUGCGCCUUCGGAUCUAUUGGCUUAUUCGAUGGCCUCAACUGCCCGGUCCGAAUUAUCUGCUCCGGUCGCUGAUGUUGUAGUUGAAUUGCAUGAGAUACAUGGUACACCAUCUGGUGGCACUCUUUUUACCCUGCUCGGACUGUUCGACAUCUUCAGCUUCAAGGACGUGAAGAAAUCUCACAAGCCAUAUGCCCUAUCUCCCGUUGUCAAUUCGAAAUUAGCGCCGAAGCCGUCGCUUUUCUCAAAAUGGACAGGUUUACACACGAUACCCAAUCUUGGCCUCUUGUCGACAUCCGUUACCUCGGGAACGAACACGGCAGUUGUACAGCGCUCUUGGGGUCUGUCCCAGCAAGAACCUUCGUUGCAAAAGCAGUUUCACGGCCCGAAUUUCACAUACCGGGAAUUUACGCGAGCUAGAAACUAUGCAAGGGGCAUCGCGAUGCAUUAUAGCAUCGUUGUUGGUAGCCUCUUACUAAUGUUCUGCCCACCAUUCCGGAAAUUGAUUCGCAAGUAUGUUGCUCAGCCUGGUGAAGGAGCAAGCAAGGAAGAAAGUAAGAAAGAAUAUGUUAAGUUCCGUGGGGUAGCUACGCCGGACACCCAGCCACCUAGUGGCAAGCAGGUCUGGAGCAAGGCCGAGUUCAAAGGGCCCUUGUAUUCCAUGACCGCGGCAUUUCUGAGCGAAGGCGCUCGGACUUUAUUGCUGGGCGAAGUCAAGCUUAACGGAGGUGUAUAUACUCCCUCGUGCCUAGGCCAGGGGUUUGUUGAUCGUUUGGAUGAUGCAGGUUUCAAGAUUGAGACGAAGGUAAUCGAUGCAUGAAUGUUUCUUAUCUCGGCAUUUAUGAUACCCUGGGAUAGAAUGAGUCUUUAGCGGUUAUGUUCAUCGGGUAUUAUCCCGGACUAUUGUUUAGGUUGAUCCUAGACUGGUCAGUAGCAUCUAGAAGGAGUCUUUAUUAACGAAUUAUGGGGGUUAGGAUAUGGAGAAUAAUGAUGUUCGGGGCAGUUUUUCUCAGGUCUCCUUUUGGAGCUAUAGCAUAGGAAAUGAGGGUAUGUGUUUUUGUUUGAAGGAAGGCGGAAGACGGAUUGGGGCAACUCACUUUUAGGUUCAAUGUUGGAGAUGGUAGUACUCAUGCAAGUAUUGAAUAGUACUUACGUACUAUAAUAAUACUUGGAUAUACAUGCAAGUAACUUUUAAUAGUUUCCCCGCAAUAAUACAGGGAUCUGACGUCGACAAGCAGGAGCUAACCUCUUUUUUAUUUGA
Messenger RNA from Hypoxylon trugodes, 2292 nucleotides. RefSeq lists its product as uncharacterized. The transcript is spliced from 4 exons. Gene Ontology annotation, biological process: glycolipid biosynthetic process. The record is from RefSeq and is a predicted model, not a curated record. Gene Ontology annotation, cellular component: plasma membrane; lipid droplet; mitochondrion. Lineage: Eukaryota; Fungi; Ascomycota; Sordariomycetes; Xylariales; Hypoxylaceae. The coding region runs from base 589 to 1851 and encodes 420 amino acids.